Molecule: messenger RNA, 1682 nt
Organism: Sitodiplosis mosellana (orange wheat blossom midge)
Lineage: Eukaryota; Metazoa; Arthropoda; Insecta; Diptera; Cecidomyiidae
Product: non-canonical poly(A) RNA polymerase protein Trf4-1-like
Exons: 4
Coding region: 55-1230 (391 amino acids)
Biological process (GO): RNA 3'-end processing
Cellular component (GO): nucleolus; TRAMP complex
Molecular function (GO): poly(A) RNA polymerase activity; mRNA binding
Source: RefSeq, a predicted model, not a curated record
UGGAUUUUACACUUUCAUUAUCUUUCUGAUAGCAAAAUCUACGACGAAUUUUCAAUGAUGGUGAUAAAAGUUACGGUCAUAGUGUUAAUUAAUGCAUUUGCAUCAAUGCAUGUGUUAGCGUACAUAGUUAAUGAAAAUUCUGCCAAGAUCCAGUCCCAAGAAGAUGUUGCCGAGCCGAUACAAGCAAUUGAUUUGAAUUCAACACAGCAAUAUGUAGAACAUAAUGGAUGUCCUUGGGUACCAAAAAGAUUCAUAUAUCCAUCUGGAGCAGUGGAAUUACACACGGAAAUCGAACAGUUUUUUGAAUACAUGCAACCAACACGGACAGAGCGUGCAUUACGUGAGAGAGUGGUGGCUCGUAUUAAAUCAGUAUUCUAUCAAUUGUGGCCACAUGCACAACUUAAACUGUUUGGUAGUGUAGUCAUAGGAUUGGCUCUACCAACAAGUGACAUUGAUCUAGUGGGAGUCGGUGUUUCGGUCCCAAAUCGAUUACAGUUGUUAGCCACUCAAAUAUUGGCUAAUAAUGUUGCCGAACCAAAUUCAAUCACAAUUAUAGAUAGUGCCACGGUUCCGAUUAUUAAAUUUGUCGAUCGUGAGAGCAAAAUCAACAUCGAUAUGAAACUCUGUUGUGAUUCGUCUGAGAGACAGGAAGUUUUGAUGAGCGAAUAUAAACAAAAAUAUCCAAAAUUUGUGAAAUUAACACUCGUAUUGAAGCUAUUGAUGAAGGAACGUGGACUCAAUGUUAGAUUCACAGGCGGAAUUACAUCGCAUGCUUUGACUUUAAUGGUCAUUAAUUACUUGCAAACGCAUCCGGAAGACAAUAAUGGUGCUAACUUGGGUGAUUCGCUGUUGGGUUUAUUGGAAUUGUAUGGUCGUAAGUUCAAUUAUACAUCUACUGGCAUAACUACCUUGAAUGGUGGUGCAAUUUUGCCGAGAAACGAAUUGCCCUGUAGAUUGGUUAAAGGCCAAGAACAGUUAUUUUGUAUUCAAGAUGCAAAUAAUCCUUCGUCGAAUGCUGGUUCAGGUACAUAUCGUGCCGCAAAUGUGAUACAAGCAUUUGAUGAUGCUUUUGUUGCAUUAUCAAUGCCCAUUUCUUCCAAUGAAAGAAGAGCACCAAAUUGUACGGAAAACAGCAUCCUCAGUCGUAUCAUUCAUAUCGAUGGUCAUUUCAUCAAGUACCGCAAUUGGAUUCGAAACACAUUCGGUCACAUACUUCUAUCUCAAAAAUAGGUGAACAAUCAUUUAUAAAAAUAAAUUAAUAAAUUGGUUUCAUCAAAUUGGUUUUUCAUAAUUACCAACGAAGGCAUUUUAUAUCUAAUUGUUUGAAUGUGCUGGAAUAUACGUUUUAAUAACGAACAUUUUAAUCUAAUCACUUUAUCUCAAAUAAAAGCUAUGUAAUCCAAGUCACCUUUUAACGUGAGCUGGAAUUUUUUGAAAUAAAUUUUUCGAAUGAAAACAGACUUAUGUCUUUCUUUAAAAUCUGCUAUUACAAAAAAUAAAUAUACCCAGAAGCAAUAAUUAAGGCGGGAUGACGUAACUGACAGAUUAAGUAACUGAAAAAAAAACUAAUUUUCGUGCAUCUUUACAUUACGUGUUUUGUGAAGCAAGUUUCAUAUAAGCAAUAAUUGAACAUAUUUUCUAUGCAUAUAUCGACAAGUGAUCGGUUUCAAUUCAAAAUAUUU